Molecule: messenger RNA, 4130 nt
Organism: Crotalus tigris (Tiger rattlesnake)
Lineage: Eukaryota; Metazoa; Chordata; Lepidosauria; Squamata; Viperidae
Gene: NKX6-1
Product: NK6 homeobox 1
Exons: 3
Coding region: 1601-2722 (373 amino acids)
Biological process (GO): cell differentiation; regulation of transcription by RNA polymerase II
Cellular component (GO): nucleus
Molecular function (GO): DNA-binding transcription factor activity, RNA polymerase II-specific; RNA polymerase II cis-regulatory region sequence-specific DNA binding
Source: RefSeq, a predicted model, not a curated record
UGGGAUCUGUCAGAGGGAGGCGAGCCGCGAAAAGAGCGCGCCGCGGAGGCAAAGUCGAGCCUGGCCGGCCGCAAAGGAAACGGGCGGAAAAGGUGAGCAGCGCCACUCAAAAAAAAAAAAAAAAAGGAGAGAGAGAGCGCGGGAAAAGCGACGAGCCAAGCCGGGAAAGGAAAACCGGGAUCUCCCCUCGACCAGCCGCAGAGGGAGCGCCCAGCCCUCCUGGCCUGCGUUUAGGAAGGGGGGGGGGGAAGAAGAAGGAAAAAAAGGCAGAAAUUCCUCUACAUGUCCGAAGAUCGGGAGGAUUUUCUCUGCAGGCAACCCACAAAGCCUGAGGCCGGGCUGAAGGAAGAGGCGGCGGUGGCGCUUUCUCCCUUGGGAUCAGGCGAUCGCCUCCGGAGGGAGCGCAGGAGGAUCUCCCAGCGCCCGACCAGGCUCUCUCCAGCCGCGGAGAAGGGAACCAGGGCCGAGCGGCGCCUCCUUCGUCCGGCCGCCGGCCGUGGCUCGGCGCCUUCGACGGGGCUGAUUUCCGCGCUACACCCGCCGGCGCGCCUCACUCUUCCCGCGCCCAGUGAAUGCCAUUUUCCUUCCCCGGGAGGCUGGCCCUGGUGUCCGUUUGCUCCCCUCACCGAGCGGCUGGCCAGGGAACAGCCGCCCUUCGGCCGGAAAGGAGCCAGAGACAAGCCGGAGAGAAGGAAGCCACAGGACGGACUUCGCUCUUCCCACCAUCGCUUAAUCCCGCCGGCAGCUCUUCGCUCUCCGCCCGUCGCCGCCGGCAGCUCCUCCCAGAGACGGCUGGAAGCUCCGAUCCCUCCACGAAAGUUUCCCGCUCCUCCGCUGCCCGCCUUCUAUGAGGGCUCUGGUUAAAGUUUGGAGUUUUUCCCCCCGAUUUAUUAUUUUUGGGGGGGGGGGAGAUUAUCCGGGAACGGUGCCUCUUCCCCGGGAUCACCAGAAGGGAUCCCCUUCUUCGAAGGGAGCCCCUGAGCUCGGCUGUCCGGACAGCUCCCCGUCCGAUCCAAGCCAGCCCCUCCCAGCCCCGAUCCUCGCUUCUUCCGAAUCAAGGGACGCUUUCAGGGCAUCCCUGAGCGGAGCCUUCCCGAAGUGCUCCCAGCGUCGCUCUUCCCACGUUCCUUGAACUCCUCGCUCCAGAAAGGCCUUUUAUCUUCCGACGACGCCUUUGCUUCAGUUCAGAAAGGGAGAAGCUGCUCUCUCUCUCUCUCUCUCUCUCUCUCUCCCCUCCCUCUCUCUCUUUCUUCCCCCCAAGUUUGGACAGAGAAUAUCACUUUCCCUUUCAAUGCUGGCCUCUUGACUCCAGUUAGUCGCCCUCUCUCUGCUCCAGCUGCUCAGCCUCUCCCCCCUCCCAAUAGCAGAACAGGAUCCCCUCAAUUGACUCCAACCCCACUUUCCUAUAUCUCUUUCCGCCCCCCCCCCCGUCCCCAGCCAUCUCUGCCCCUUGGGGGGCUCUUCCCUUCGCCCUUAGACACCGGGUCCGCAGGAGACACCGGGUCCGCUUCUCCUCCCCGUCCAAAGAAGGCUCCUCCGCGGCUUGAGAAGAGGAACAGCCCGUCGGCGUCAGCGCCCUGCCCGGCCGUCCGACCUGGGGAUGCUGGCGGUGGGGCCGAUGGAUGGCACCUCCCGGCCGAGCGCCUUCCUGCUCAGCAGCCCGCCGCUGGCCGCCCUGCACAGCAUGGCCGAGAUGAAGACGCCGCUCUACUCGGCCGCCGCCGCCGCCGCCGCCUACCAGCUGCCACCCGCCGCCGCCGCCUCAGCAGCCGCCGCCAGCGGACCUUCCUCCCUCUCCUCCUCCUCCUCCUCAGCUCCCUCGUCGUCGUCGUCGUCUUCCUCCUCCUCGGCGUCCGCCUCGCCUUCCCCUCCGCUGGGUUCGCCCACGCCCGCCGGCCUGAAGCUCCACGUCGCGGGGGCUCUGUCGGCGCUGGGCUCGCCCCCGCAGCACCACUCGGCCGCCACCCCGCACGGCAUCAACGACAUCUUGAGCCGGCCGUCCAUGCCGCUUCUCGCCGCCGCCUCCGCCUCCUCCUCUUCGUCCUCCGCCUCGCCGGCCGCCGGGCUCCUGGCGGGCCUGCCCCGCUUCAGCAGCCUCAGCCCGCCGCCGCCGCCGCCGCCGCCGCCACCCCCGGGCCUCUACUUCAGCCCCAGCGCCGCCGCCGCCGCCGUGGCCGCCGUGGGGAGGUACCCCAAGCCUUUGGCCGAGCUGCCCGGCAGGACGCCCAUCUUUUGGCCGGGGGUCAUGCAGAGCCCUCCGUGGAGGGACGCCCGCCUCGCCUGCUCGCCCCAUCAAGGCUCCAUUUUGCUGGAUAAAGACGGCAAACGGAAGCACACGAGGCCCACGUUCUCCGGCCAGCAGAUCUUUGCUUUGGAAAAGACUUUUGAGCAAACCAAGUACUUAGCUGGGCCGGAGAGAGCGAGGCUCGCCUAUUCGCUGGGAAUGACGGAGAGCCAAGUCAAGGUCUGGUUCCAGAACCGGCGGACCAAGUGGCGGAAGAAGCACGCGGCCGAGAUGGCGACCGCCAAGAAGAAGCAGGACUCGGAGACGGAACGGCUGAAAGGCGCCUCGGAGAACGAGGACGAGGACGACGACUACAACCGGCCGCUGGACCCUAACUCGGACGACGAGAAGAUCACGCAACUGCUCAAGAAGCACAAGACGGGCGGGCCCAGCGCCGGCCUGCUGCUCCACGCCUCAGAGAACGAGGCCUCCUCCUAGGCGGCGCGGGGAAAAAACGCCGCGCGGCCGCCAAAAGACGAGCUGAGAGCCCCGCCGAGGCCGCGCUCCACAGACCCAGCUGCUUUUUCCGACCAGGGAAAGAAGGAGGAGGGCGGCCGGGCGGCCCCUCAGAGCUGCUCCUGCCCGGGUGGGUUUCUUGGGGAAGGUUGCGGCGAGGAACCUCGACAGACAGGCCCGAGGCCCAACGUCGCCUGGCCUUUCCCGCCAAAGGGACCCGCUACAAGCCCAGCUGCGGCAGAGGCGUCUCUUUAUUGUAAAUAGCUUUAUUCACGGACUUUAUUCACACAGUGAAUAUUUAAACCUAAUAUCUUAACUCCCGGCUAGUUCGCAGCCGGAGCGUCGGCGGUCGGGAGAUUCGCGCCGUUGAGUCGGCUUGUUUAUCUCCGCCCGCCGCCUCCGCUCCUCAGGCUCUUCUCCUUCGGCUUUGAUUGCGUGGAGUUUUGUGACUUUAAAGGUGGCGGCUUCUUUCUCGUAGUAGCUCAUGAGUUUUCGUCGCUAGCUUAACUCCCAACUUUCAACGCGGACGCGAAUGGUCUGCACUGGAGGGUGCGGGGGGGGUUAAAUGUAAUUGGUUUCCUUCAGCAAAACCUCUUUUUUUUUUUUUUUUUUAAUUUUUCCCAGUGGGGAGAAUGGACAAGCUAGAGCAACGCAGAAAACUUUUCUGGGGCCGAAGAAGAAGAAGCGGUCUGUGUAACCUGGACAUUAAAGUUCUUGGUUGCCAUUUCAAAUUGGAAUAAAUGGGCCCCUGAUCUUUCGCCGAGUGAACCAGGGCAGUCAGCUUCUUCGAAACAGCUAUUUAAAGAUGAACGUGUAUAACCUAGAUAUUGUAGUUUAAAGCUCCUUUUAAUUUUCUCUCCUGCCAAAUGAUGCCCCCACCUACACACACACACACACGUUUGCGGGUGGUGGUGCGAAAUUCUAACUUUCUUGUAUUUUGCUUUGAAAAGCAGAAGUAAAGCGAGAAAAGAGGAAACCAAGCACUCGAGAAAAUCUCUUGCAAACAAUAAUAAAAUUGCUAGUAAACUUUAUGGUUGGUUUUGAAAUCCCGAAUUCGCGGCUGUUCAAUAGAAUUUAAAAUGUGGAAUGUCAACUUUUUUUAAAAAAUGAACAUGUACAUUGCUUUUGUUCUUUUUUUAAAGCUAAUGUAUUAGCGUUUUAACCUUUUAUUAAUUUAUACGAAGACAUUUCAGUUCGCAAAGUGAACAAAGACAGCCCUACCAAGACCAGAUUAACUCAAUGCACUUUGUUUUGUUUUAAAAGGAUAAAUCAAUUGAAGUCAGUUAUUUCACGUCUGUUGCCUGGAAGAAAACUAAGGGUGCAGAAAAUGUCUCAUCUGAGAUGAAAUAAAAUUGGUCAUAAAUAAAUCAAUAAAAAUCAUUACAAUUGA